Drosophila santomea is the source of this 1114-nucleotide messenger RNA. RefSeq names its product carbonic anhydrase 1 (gene CAH14). The record is from RefSeq and is a predicted model, not a curated record. Gene Ontology annotation, molecular function: zinc ion binding; carbonate dehydratase activity. NCBI's taxonomy places the organism in Eukaryota, Metazoa, Arthropoda, Insecta, Diptera, Drosophilidae. Bases 187 to 1074 code for a protein of 295 amino acids. The transcript has 2 exons. Gene Ontology annotation, cellular component: cytoplasm.
GUCAAAUUGAAACAUUCACUAUUUAUCUUUCGAUUGUUUCGGGCUAAAAGUGCGAAGCACCAGAAUUCCAAGAUAUCGCAUUGAUUUGCUAAUUCCAUUGCAGCGAGCAAGACCGCAGAUUUAUCCCAUAGUUAUCCACUUUUACUUGCUGACCGACAUUUUCAAUUAACUUGCCACAACUGCAUAAUGUUGCUACCGAUAAUUGACUUCGUUUGGCUGAAGUUCAUCAGAGGAUUUGCCGUGGUAAUGCAAAUGGCCGAGGAUUCGAGGCUCAUCAUGAUGCUGGUCAGCUGCACAAUGGCCGUGGCCUUUAUCCUCAAUGUUAAUUCGGGAAGAGCUAUCUUUCGGGAUGUGGUCAAUACAGUGGCCAACAGGAGGAUUAAAUCCAGGCUGGACCGACAGCCAUCGCCAAUUGAUAUACCAAGGAACACAGUGAUCAGAAGGCAACUAAGGCUGCCCUUGAAGUGGACGCACUACGAGGAUCUUCCGAUGGCGACUGUGCUGGAAAACAACGGACGCACUGUGAUCAUGCGGAUAUACACGACGAUCAACUUUAUGCCUCAGCUCAGUGGAGCCGAGUUGCUGGGCAGAUACCACUUUGUGGAGGCGAUCUUCAAGUGGGGCAGCCUGAAAUCCGAGCACUCAAUUGGCCAGCAGCAAUUUUGCCUGGAGAUGCAGGCCCUUCAUCGAUGCAACCAGCUAAGGGGCAACUUGGAAUACCUCACCUUGUCCUAUCUAUUUGCGCUCAGUUCCGUGAAGAACGAGCCACUCAAGCAGAUCUGCGACCAGCUCAGGUGGAUCCUGCGGCCAGGAUCAUCGAUUGAGCUGCCACCCUUUCAUUUGGAAUCGCUACUUCAGCCAUUCGGAGCUGGUCACUACUCCUACCACGGCACCUACGACAAUGGCGACGUCGUGCUGCCCACCACCUGGCUGAUCAACCCGACCAUCUCCACGGUCAGCUCGCGUCAGUUGGCCCAGUUUGAGGGGAUGUACGGCAAGGAUGGCAGCAGGAACUGCAGCAAUGGUCGGCAGGAACAGCCCUUGGGCAGUCGUAAUGUGUACCUUAAUCUCUAAUGUAUCCUUAAUAAAUAAAGCACCACCAUCACUACUACAA